Psammomys obesus (fat sand rat) is the source of this 610-nucleotide messenger RNA. RefSeq names its product NADH-cytochrome b5 reductase 2-like. Gene Ontology annotation, cellular component: mitochondrion. The record is from RefSeq and is a predicted model, not a curated record. Gene Ontology annotation, molecular function: FAD binding; oxidoreductase activity. The annotation marks the transcript as partial. NCBI's taxonomy places the organism in Eukaryota, Metazoa, Chordata, Mammalia, Rodentia, Muridae. The transcript is spliced from 7 exons.
AUGGCCUGGGCAAGACUCACAGGCAUUUUCCCAGCUGGUGGGGACUCUGGGUCUCUGGACCAGAGCACUGGGCAGCAGCGGACCUUUCUGGAACAGAACCACCAUCUUAUCACCUUACAGGACCCUGAAGCCAAGUACUCCCUGCCCUUGAUUGAGAAGGAGCAAAUCAACCACAACACCCAAAUAUUUCGCUUUGGUCUGCCCUCACUGGAAGAUGUCUUGGGGUUUCUUGUAGGUACCUAUGUCCAUCGCUUGGCCCAAAUUAACAAUGUGUUGGUGAUAAGGGCUUACAAUCCUGUCUCCAGUGACAAUAAUCAAGGCUUUGUGGACUUAAUUAUAAAGAUCUACUUUAAAAAUGUGCACUCCAAGUAUCCUGGAGGAGGAGAGAUGAUUCAGUACUUGGAGAACCUGAAAAUUGGGGACACCAUCCUUUUUCAAGGGCCACCAGUGUGCCUGUUCUACUAUGAGCCAGGUGAUUGUGCUCUACUCCAUCAGAUAUCAGUUUACAGCUUUCUAAUUGACGUAGUUAAUCAGGCUACAGGUGUUUGUGCUCUACUCCAUCAGAUAUCAGUUUACAGUUUUCUGAUUGAUGUAGUUAAUCAGGCUUCAC